UGUCUCACCAACAACCACAGCAACCUACGAAUCCACACGGAGAUCCAUCAAAAUACGCGGCUGGUCCACCUGCUGGUGAUUCAUCGGGCUUGAUUCAACAACACCACCCACAACAACAACAGCAGCAGCAACAACCACAACAACACCAGCAACAAACAUCGGCGGCUGCUAUGGCGGCUGCUGCAGCCGCGGCAGCAGCAGCAGCAGCUACAGGCACUGCUCCCGGUGCUCAUCCUGUUUUCGACUUGGGUAAAUUCUGGCAAGAACAGUUAAGUGUGGCAGAAGCAUUUGAAUCCGAUUUCAAAAACCACCCAUUGCCGCUUGCACGAAUCAAAAAGGUCAUGAAGACCGAUCAAGAUGUUAAAAUGAUCAGUGCAGAGGCACCUAUUCUGUUUGCAAAAGGAUGUGAGAUAUUCAUCACUGAAUUGACGAAACGCGCGUGGGUCCACGCCGAAGAAAAUAAGCGUCGCACAUUGCAACGUUCAGAUAUUGCUACCGCUAUUUCAAAAACUGACAUGUGCGACUUUUUGAUUGAUAUUGUACCUCGUGAAGAAGCUGCAAAGUCAAACACGGCAGUGUACGAUCAGCACGCAUACACAAACUACUAUCAGCCCACCAAUGUGCCACAAUAUGCUUCAACACAGCAGAUCGAUCCAUCUGCGUACUACCAAACACAAUUGUCACAGCUGACACCUGAGCAAAUGCAACAGUACCAGCUUCAGUUGCAGCAAUUUGCCACUCAACAUCCGUAUGCUCAACAAGCCCAGCAAAUGGCACGACAAGGGGCAGCAGGGCCAUCCACUGGCGGACAGCCUGCGCCAGGUCAACCGAAUUCAGACGGUGUAAAAUCAGAAUCGAAUCAACAGCAACAACAGCAGCAUUAGAUUCUUCUGUCACUAUUAUUAUUAUUAUCAUUGUUAUUACUGUUCUUAUAAGAAUCAUAAAACCUUGUCUCUCUUCCUCUCUGAACUUUGGACUUGUCUAGAAUUACUUUACAUAUUCAACCCAAAACCAAACGAAAAAAAAAGCAAAAAAACCAUUGUGCAUUAUUAAAAAAAAUCACUUAUGA
Molecule: messenger RNA, 1069 nt
Organism: Zychaea mexicana
Lineage: Eukaryota; Fungi; Mucoromycota; Mucoromycetes; Mucorales; Lichtheimiaceae
Product: histone-fold-containing protein
Exons: 8
Coding region: 171-884 (237 amino acids)
Biological process (GO): regulation of DNA-templated transcription
Cellular component (GO): nucleus; CCAAT-binding factor complex
Molecular function (GO): protein heterodimerization activity; DNA-binding transcription activator activity, RNA polymerase II-specific; DNA binding
Source: RefSeq, a predicted model, not a curated record